GCGGGCGCGCGCGGGCGGGGGCGCGCGGGAGGGGCCGGGCGCGCGCGCCGCCCGGGUUGAUAAAGGCGCGGCCGGGGCCGCCGCGCGCUCUCGUCGCCUCUGCCGUCCCGGCGGCGCCAACCGAACCCCUCGCCGCCCGCGAUGCUGCGCCGCGCUGUUCUGUGCCUCGCCCUGGCCGUGGUGGCCCGGGUGGGCGCCGACGCCCCCGAGGAGGAGGACAACGUCCUGGUGCUCAAGAGCAGCAACUUCGCAGAGGCGCUGGCGGCCCACAAGCACCUGCUGGUGGAGUUCUAUGCCCCUUGGUGCGGCCACUGCAAAGCGUUGGCUCCCGAGUAUGCCAAGGCGGCGGCCAAGCUCAAGGCCGAGGGCUCCGACAUCCGCCUGGCCAAGGUGGACGCCACCGAGGAGUCAGACCUGGCCCAGCAGUACGGCGUGCGCGGCUACCCCACCAUCAAGUUCUUCAAGAACGGUGACACCACGUCCCCCAAGGAGUACACAGCUGGCAGGGAGGCGGACGACAUCGUGAACUGGCUGAAGAAGCGCACAGGCCCGGCUGCCACCACCCUGCCGGACGUCGCCGCUGCCGAGUCCCUGGUGGAAUCCAGCGAGGUGGCGGUCAUAGGCUUCUUCAAGAACAUGGAGUCGGAGGCUGCCAAGCAGUUCCUGCUGGCCGCAGAGGCCAUCGACGACAUUCCAUUUGGGGCCACAACCAGCAGCGACGUGUUCUCGAAGUACCAGCUGGGCCAGGACGGGGUCGUUCUCUUCAAGAAGUUUGAUGAAGGACGGAAUGACUUCGAGGGGGAGGUCACCAAGGAGAAACUGCUGGACUUCAUCAAGCACAACCAGCUCCCGCUGGUCAUCGAGUUCACGGAGCAGACGGCCCCGAAGAUCUUUGGAGGGGAGAUCAAGACGCACAUCCUGCUCUUCCUGCCCAAGAGCGUGUCCGACUACGACGCGAAGCUGAGCAGCUUCAAGCAGGCAGCCGCCGGCUUCAAGGGCAAGAUCCUGUUCAUCUUCAUCGACAGCGACCACACGGACAACCAGCGGAUCCUCGAGUUCUUUGGGCUGAAGAAGGCGGAGUGCCCGGCCGUGCGGCUCAUCACCCUGGAGGAGGAGAUGACCAAGUACAAGCCGGAGUCGGACGAGCUGACGGCCGACAAGAUCACCGAGUUCUGCCACCGCUUCCUGGAAGGCAAGAUCAAGCCCCACCUCAUGAGCCAGGAGCUGCCCGAGGACUGGGACCGGCAGCCGGUGAAGGUGCUGGUGGGGAAGAACUUCGAGGAGGUGGCCUUCGACGAAAAGAAGAAUGUUUUCGUGGAGUUCUACGCCCCGUGGUGUGGUCACUGCAAGCAGCUGGCCCCCAUCUGGGACAAGCUGGGAGAAACGUACAAGGACCAUGAGGACAUUGUCAUCGCCAAGAUGGACUCGACAGCCAACGAGGUGGAGGCGGUGAAAGUGCACAGCUUUCCCACGCUCAAGUUCUUCCCCGCGAGCCCGGAUAGGACAGUCAUCGACUACAACGGCGAGCGGACCCUGGAGGGCUUCAAGAAGUUCUUGGAAAGUGGCGGCCAGGAUGGGGCAGGCGACGACGAUGGUCUGGAGGACCUGGAAGAAGCAGAGGAGCCGGACCUGGAGGAGGACGAGGACCAGAAAGUACGGGACGAGCUGUGAGCACGGGUGGGCCUGGCGCCCGGAACCACACCGCGGUUCUGCAGCCCCAGGGCAGAGCCCACCCGGCCCUGGAGCCAGCAGGGACCCAGGCACCUCUUCCACACUUUUCAAUCUUUGGAAAGGAAUUGACUACCAGGCCGGCCCACGCGCUGGGCAGUUUUUUAAUCGUGAUGUACAUUUUUGUACAUGUUCUUCAUCUGAGAGCUCCCUAAAAUGUUUGAGAAUCUCACGGUGGGGCCUCCCCCGUCGGGGCUCUGUGGUAUCACCAUAGAAACUCCACCUGUGGGAUUUUCAGGCAUUUUCCGAUGUCCGGACACUUGUCACGGCUCCCUGGAGCCUCUGCCCCUGGGGAUGGAGCCAGGCUGGCCACAGUCCCUCCCACCUGUGCCCCAGCAUGGCUCCUGUGUCCCUGGUUAGACAGACUCCCAGGAUCCCGCCUGAGGAAGGGCCGGGACCACUGGCUAUAGGGCCCAAACGGGGCCGGGCUUGGCUCCUUCGUUAGCACUGGAUCCCCUCCCAGUGCGGCCUGCAUGAGGCAGAGCCGGACCCAGCCAAGGCAGCCUGAGCCGAGCCUUAACACUGACGCUCCCCCAGGCACCUGCACCCCAACAUUGGAAUCCACCAUUGGCCAAAUAAAGUUGAAAUUGUA
Molecule: messenger RNA, 2320 nt
Organism: Ochotona curzoniae (black-lipped pika)
Lineage: Eukaryota; Metazoa; Chordata; Mammalia; Lagomorpha; Ochotonidae
Gene: P4HB
Product: prolyl 4-hydroxylase subunit beta
Exons: 11
Coding region: 142-1671 (509 amino acids)
Biological process (GO): protein folding; response to endoplasmic reticulum stress
Cellular component (GO): endoplasmic reticulum; external side of plasma membrane
Molecular function (GO): protein disulfide isomerase activity
Source: RefSeq, a predicted model, not a curated record